Molecule: messenger RNA, 668 nt
Organism: Papilio machaon (common yellow swallowtail)
Lineage: Eukaryota; Metazoa; Arthropoda; Insecta; Lepidoptera; Papilionidae
Gene: maf-S
Product: transcription factor MafK
Exons: 4
Coding region: 231-644 (137 amino acids)
Biological process (GO): regulation of transcription by RNA polymerase II
Cellular component (GO): nucleus
Molecular function (GO): RNA polymerase II cis-regulatory region sequence-specific DNA binding; DNA-binding transcription factor activity, RNA polymerase II-specific
Source: RefSeq, a predicted model, not a curated record
GUCAUUGUUGAUAUUUUCCAAAAUCCGAAGUGAAAAUUACUACAAAAAAGAAAAAUAAUUAAGGGUUCGAAGAAAUAACCGCUGUUUGUAAACACACAAAAUACAUGUAUUAGUUACUUACGCUGCAUACGUUUGGUAGAUUUGGAUAUUCUAUUGUAUCACAUUGUUGCGAUAAAAAACCGUAUACGUCGUAACGGGUCCUCCGUUACUUUUUUCAAUAAAACCUUAUUAUGCCUCAUGAUUUAAAGGAACUGGGUGUAAGGAAAGCUAUAAUGGCUCCCUUGUCGCCAACUCCCUGCGCUGAGAUCAGUGAUGAUGAGCUGGUCUCCAUCUCAGUACGGGACCUGAACCGACAGCUCAAGAUGAGAGGACUGACAAGAGAUCAGAUUGUAAGAAUGAAGCAAAGACGUAGAACUCUCAAGAACCGAGGAUAUGCAGCCUCGUGUCGUAUUAAACGAAUAGAACAGAAGGAUGAACUAGAGACUGAAAAGAGUCAGGAAUGGCACGAUAUGGAGGCAAUGCAAGAAGAAAAUACAAGGAUUCGUGAUGAAAUAGAAGCAUUAAGAAGUAAAUAUGAUGCACUGAAGAGGUUCGCCAUGAUGAAGAGUAUUCCUUUACCCGCAGAAUUAGAGAUGUUGCCAUAAACACAAAAAAUAUGAAUAUUUUGU